AACAGUCAUUGGAAGGGAGACAAAAUUUCAAAAUUUCAAAAUUUUAAGGUUAGAAGAGGGAGAGAUAGAUGGCAACGACGUCAGGGAAUAUGAAGGGAUUCUACAGGCAGAAGAAGAACAGCGGCAUCACGAAGCCCUCUUCCAACACCAAGAAGGCCUCAAAGCCUUCUUCUUCUCUCAAGAAAUCGCCCAAACACGCCGCCACUUGCGGCUCCGAUGUCACCCAACCCGCCGCCCUCCUCUCCCACGGCUCCCCUGACCUCAAAGAUGACUAUGACGAGAAUGAGGAAGUGUUGCGGGAAUUCGACAUGAACAUGGCGUACGGGCCGUGUCUGGGGAUGACCAGGUUGGCUCGGUGGGAGCGAGCCCGUGCUCUGGGUCUGAACCCUCCUGGAGAAAUUGAGGACUUUCUGAAAGCUGGGAAAGUUGGGAUCCAGUGUUUGUGGGAUGGCCGCGUGUAGAAAUUUAGUACUGCUCCUUCUGGUGGUGUUGGAAUGUUGUGUAUUGACUUGGAAAAGUUGUGCUUUUUGGCUCAAGUGUUCAGCCUCUGGCUGCACCAACUUAGCGUUUUCGAUGGUGUUUGAAUGUUUCUCUGAUUUGCUACAUAGUUUGCUGAUCUUAAUGAAGGCCUGUUGUCUCUUAAAA
Messenger RNA from Alnus glutinosa, 645 nucleotides. RefSeq lists its product as uncharacterized. The transcript is spliced from 2 exons. Gene Ontology annotation, cellular component: delta DNA polymerase complex. Gene Ontology annotation, biological process: DNA-templated DNA replication; DNA synthesis involved in DNA repair. Gene Ontology annotation, molecular function: DNA-directed DNA polymerase activity. The record is from RefSeq and is a predicted model, not a curated record. Bases 69 to 461 code for a protein of 130 amino acids. Lineage: Eukaryota; Viridiplantae; Streptophyta; Magnoliopsida; Fagales; Betulaceae.